This is a messenger RNA of Stegodyphus dumicola, 1518 nucleotides long. RefSeq lists its product as uncharacterized. Lineage: Eukaryota; Metazoa; Arthropoda; Arachnida; Araneae; Eresidae. The record is from RefSeq and is a predicted model, not a curated record.
AUGAUCAAUAACCUAACGCGUUUUCAGUUCUCCAAGAGAAAUGAAAAGUCAUUAUCCAGAUUUUUCUCACAAUGUCGGACACAAACUGCGAACGAACACCUCAGCACCAAACUUAAUUUUUCCUAUGCAAAUCCCCAUACAAGAUUAAGGGCAUUUUAGCCCCAGUAUCUGUCAUUUUAAGCCCUCUAUGGAAUGCUGGAAUACUUAUAUGCUUUAAAAUGCCGAAAAUGAUAUUUAAAAUGUACAUUGAUACUCAAAAGGCUAUAUUUUCUCUGCCGCUACGCUGUGUACAUUGCAUCUUUCGGACGAUUACGAAAAGGAUAACAGGAGCUCCAAUUCCAGAUUCUGCUGUUGAAACUCAAGAAAUCAAUCCUGUGACAUUUUUGACUGGUAACCCUUGCGAUACAGCUAGUGUUCCGAAAGAAAUGAGAAAACUAACUAGAGAAUGCGUUGCUGCUGUUAAUCGGAUGGAUGCCUAUUACGCGAAAUUAAAGAAAUGCAAAACUGAUUUAGAAACAUGGAAGGAUGAAAACAUAAGAAAAAAUAAAGAGAAAUUCAAAACGAGAUCUGAUGAAGAAGAAUUGGUUAAAUUACUAGCAUCAGCCAUGAAUUACCUGCAGACUUUAAAAGCGCGAAAGGAUCGCGCAGACUGUAUUUUCUGUGAAAACGCUACUAAUUUUCUCACGAUCAGAAAUGUAGAAGCAAAAAAACUUCUCGAUCUAUUGUAUAACUUGAACGAAACUGAGGAAAGAACAAAUGUUGUAAAAGACGUGUUGGCUAAAAUAGACAGAUUUAAAAAAAUUAAAAUUGACUUUCCUUCGGAGAAGUCUGAAUCCCCAGCUCAAGUUUUAAGGGUGAAUUUCGAGUCGCUCCGUAAGUCUGUGCAAGAUGUAGUUAAUGAUAACAUCAAUUUAAAGUGCAAGCUCACAACUACAAAUGAUAAACUAGAUGAAGUGAUUGAAAUUUCUAAGAAUCUUAAUCGGGAAGUUGUCACGUUAGGAAGUCAGUUCAACGAUGUAUGUGUGCUAACCAAACAAAUGGCUACUCUUCAGAACCAAGUAGACCGUGGGCAAGAACUACUACUAGAAGUUGAGGCUGAUCGAGAUGAAAUGAGAGCUAAACUACAGACUUUAGAAAGACUAAUCAAAGAGGAAGAAGACUUUCUAGGAGAGCCUACCGAGUCUAAUUUCGGAAAUUCAUGCAGUUCAUUAGCCAAAUUAUCCUUAGAUGUUUUCGGGUCUUCACGCUGCUAAGUUGUAAAUUAUCUAUAGAGUGCCAAACAAGUUAAAUGUGAAGCAUGGCCAGUUCUCAUCUUAAAGGUUCAUGGCUUCAAGAUCCAGAAACUUGCCUCAAUAUCAAUUUUGAGUUCAUUUUUGUUUUACAGAUUCAACAUUUUAACACAUGAACUUCUUUUGUUGCUCGAUACGAAAGCCGUUUACAGUGAUACAUGUUCUUGCAGGAAUAGUUUCUUUUAAUUUGUUGUACUUUAUGUAUUAAAUAAUUGAAAAUGCAAAAUGA